Molecule: messenger RNA, 292 nt
Organism: Sphaeroforma arctica JP610
Lineage: Eukaryota; Ichthyosporea; Ichthyophonida
Exons: 1
Source: RefSeq, a predicted model, not a curated record
UGCGUCGUUGGCCGAGAGCCUCAGCCAACCGCAGUUCUCUCCCCAGGCACAGCACUACAACACGGUGUCAUACGACAGCAACAACAGCAACGACAACAACAACAACAACAACAACAACAACAACACCCCCGGGGGAACACCAUACGCCCCCACCAUGGAGCAUACGCAUGCUGACACACCCACACCGAUGCAUGUACACGCACCGUCUCCGAUGAACAUAGGUGACUAUGAGCAGCAACAGCAGCAGCAACAGCAACAGCAGUAUUAUCCGCCGAACGGAGCCCAGCAAUAA